Thunnus maccoyii (southern bluefin tuna) is the source of this 5740-nucleotide messenger RNA. RefSeq names its product brevican core protein-like. The transcript has 15 exons. Bases 342 to 5084 code for a protein of 1580 amino acids. Gene Ontology annotation, biological process: cell adhesion. NCBI's taxonomy places the organism in Eukaryota, Metazoa, Chordata, Actinopteri, Scombriformes, Scombridae. The record is from RefSeq and is a predicted model, not a curated record. Gene Ontology annotation, molecular function: hyaluronic acid binding.
GACAUUUCCUGAAUGCAGACUUCCCAUUAUAGCCUAUGACAUCGGUUAUUUUAGAUGUCAUCCCUCCCUAUCCCCCCUGACAGGCAUGCGCCAUCUCCAUCCCGAUUGUUGGGUGAAAAAGUGGGCAGUUCAGGAUUUCAUAUUUGGCUUCACUUUCUCUCAACUCCCUCCUUUCUCCCGGAGCCUCGGAGUCGGUCGGACGGACACCAAGCCUCAGCUCCAAUACCUGCGCAAGAGCAUCCAAGAGCCUCUUUCCAUCCCGACAGGACAGUCGCACUGCAGCAAGCUGACGGAGAAUACUUUUUACAGCCAAGAAGUCAAUACAUCCUUCAUCAGCUGAAAUGCUGCUGAGAAGAAUCCGACAUGUCCAAAUACUUCUCUGCGCAGUCUGUCAUCUCACUCUGGCCUUUCCUGCCCAAACUCCAUCUGCAUAUGAUGAUGUCCAGUCUCUCAAGGUGAAGAUCCCAUACACAGGUCCAGUUUCUCUCCCACUGGGCAGCGCUGUCUCCAUCCCCUGCACGGUGUCUCUGUCCUCCGCACCAACCACCUCCUCCUCCCCUGCUGAACCGCGGGUCAAGUGGACUGUGGUGUCCGGAGGGGUGGAGACGCUGAUCUUAGUGGCGCGGGGUCAAAGGGUGAAGGUCAACGAGACGUACCGAGCCCGUGCCGAUUUGCUCAACUACAAUUCCUCCCCUGAAGACCUGUCACUGUGGUUGGGAGAUUUGCGCUCCAGUGACUCCGGUCAUUAUCGCUGUGAGGUACAGCAGGGCCUGGAGGACGCUAGUGACCUCAUCCAACUCAAGGUCAAAGGUGUUGUGUUUCACUACAGGGAUGAUUUGGGCCGGUACGCGUUUUCCUUCCAUCAGGCCAAGAAGGCUUGUGAGUCCAUCGGGGCAGAAAUUGCAACACCUGACCAACUGCUGUUAGCUUAUUAUGACGGCUACGAGCAGUGUGAUGCAGGCUGGCUGGCAGACCAGUCUGUCAGGUACCCAAUCCAAGUUCCCCGUGAAGGUUGCUAUGGAGACAUGGAUGGCCAACCAGGAGUGAGAAACUAUGGGACAAUGGAUCCAGUUGAUCUAUUUGAUGUGUACUGUUAUGUGGAAGAAACUGAUGGGGAGGUGUUCCACGACCCCAUCCCACAGAAGUUGUCAUUUGAUGAAGCUCAGUCAUAUUGCAGAGCUGCUGGGGCACAGCUGGCUACGACAGCACAGCUGUACAUGGCAUGGAGUGAAGGUCUGGACCGCUGCAGCCCUGGCUGGCUGUCUGAUGGCAGUGUGCGAUUUCCCAUCAUAACCCCUCGAGACCGAUGUGGAGGGCCUCAGGCAGGUGUCAAAACCGUCUACCGCUUCCGCAACCAAACGGGUUUCCCAGAGCCAUCCAGCCUUCAUGAUGUUUAUUGUUUCAGAGAUAAUAAGAAAACGGCCACUGACUCUCCUGUGGACUACAUUGCCACAGAGCCUGAGGACAUUGGACAAGAUGUUGUUAUUCUUGUAGAAGCAGAUCAAGAACUGAAACUAAGCCAAAACACAGAGCAAGUGGAGCGAGAGGCUAAGAGUGUGCUCAAAUCGUUCCCAUUUUUCUCCAUGCCCUCCACUGAGGAAAACCUAGUUGAAACACACCCAACAUUUAUGUCAGACACAACAGAGUCUCCCUUAAACUCCACAUCUACAUUGGACCCCCUCCAGUCUUUUGACGAAACGUCACCUUCUACAGAAAUGAGCGACAGCUCCCAAGAUCCUACUGCGCUGAUAACCACCAUCAUCAAUAGCACAGAAACCUACAAUUCCCCACAUAACACAUCAUUGCUAAUCACUUUUUACAACGAAACAGAUUCCCAACAGAACUUGAACUUCACCUUUCACCACUCUGACCCUGAAAGCACCACAGGGUUCCCCGAAUUGCCAAAUGACACUCACACACAUAACCAGACAGUACCAGACACAAACCCUGUAGAGAGUACACAGCCAACUGAGAAGCCACAGCAAAUGCAAGAGACCAACUUGGAUUUUAACACCACUCAUGCCAAUUACACUGAGAUGGACAGCAACCAUACUCAAGAGGAGAAUAUCCUGGAAGCAACCUCUAUGAUCGUUGACUCCAUGCUUCAGUCGAAGCUGAAUGAAACAGUAGUAGAUGAUCCUGUGCAGGUGUCUUUCUCAACUCAGUUGCCAAGAGAGGACAGAGAGCUUGUUACACAAUCAACCCAAACUACUAAUUCCCCCACCAAAGAGCGCACCUCACUGUGGAUCCCUCUGGAUGGGUCUGGAGAUAAUUCACAAGAAAAUGACCUUGACACGGAAGCAGUCACUUUCAUCCCUACAUCAAAUUCCUCCACUUCCAGCCCUGCCACGCAACAGUCACUUGCUUCAGCCAGCAGCACUCCUGCUGAGUCUCAGACAGCAGUCCCUGAACCAACCCUCUCAUCUGGGUCGCGCCCUUCUGACAAACCAGGCAUGGAUAUCCUCUCCACAGCAGCGCACUUGUGGGAAUCCUCCAUUUCUAGACAAGAGGGUAGCACAAGCUUAGAAAUUGAAGACACUGUCACCAUGGAAAGUAAUGAAAAGCAGCUGCAUCCAACAAAGUCUGAAGACAAGCUAAUUUCUGGAGUAAGUUCAGCUACCACUGCAUCUCCAAAGGAGUCAAACACCUCUCUAGCCCCUGUAAAUUCCACCACAGCACAUUAUCAGACAUCAGAUUACAGAGUACAUUUGGAUACUGCAACUGCAACUUAUGAAGAGGCAAGUGGAUAUGAACCUGAAAUAGUUGCUGUAACCAUUGGAGAGGAUGAUAAAGUUGCCUCAAUCCUUGAAGAGAACGUUACAGUUAGUCAAACCCUUGAAGAGGGAGGUAAAGUCAUCCCAACCUUUGAAGAGGAAGCUAAAUCAGCCCCAACCUCUGAGGAGGAAUUUACAGCUUCUCCAACUCUUGAAGAAGAAGCUAAAUCAGUGCCAACAUCUGAGGAGGAAUUUACAGCUACCCCAACUCUUGAAGAAGAAGCUAAAUCAGUCCCAACCUCUGAGGAGGAAUUUACAGCUACCCCAACUCUUGAAGAAGAAGUUAAAGUUGUCCCAACUCUUGAGGAGGAUUUUACAGCUACCCCAACUCUUGAAGAAGACGUUAAAGUUGUCCUAACUCUUGAAGAGGGUUUUACAGCUACCCCAACUCUUGAAGAAGAAGUUAAAGUUGUCCCAACUCUUGAAGAGGAUCUUACAGUUACCCCAACUCUUGAGGAGGAUUUUACAGCUACCCCAACUAUUGAAGAGAAAGUUAAAGUUGUCCCAACUGUUGAAGAGGACCUUACAGCUGCCCCAACUCCUGAAGAGGAAGCUGAAAUUGCCCCAAUCUUUGAGGAAGAAGUUAAAGUUGUCCCAACUCUUGAAGACGAUUUCACAGCUAACCCAACCCUCGAAGAAGAAGCUAAAGUUACCUCAACCUCCGAAGAGGAUCUUACAUCUACCCCAACUCUUCAAGAAGAAGUUAAAGUUGUCCUAACUCUUGAAGAGGAUUUUACAGCUACCCCAACUCUUCAAGAAGAAGUUAAGGUUGUCCCAACCCUUGAAGAGGAAUUUACUGCUACCCCAACUCCUGAAGAGGAAACUAAAAUUGCCCCAAUCUUUGAAGAAGAACUUAAAGUUGUCCCUGCUCAUGAAGAUAAUUUUACAGCUACCCUAAUCUUUGAAGAAGAGCAUGUUACAGUUGCAACAACCCUUGAAGACAAAGUUACAGUUAGCCCAACCUCUGAGGAGGAACUUACCGUCUUCCCUCUCGAUUCACAAACAUCUAAGUGGGCUCUGCAGACCACCACAUCUGCACCCCAAGAGUCUCAGAAUGAUCUUGAGUACAGCAGAAAAACAUCAGCAGCUCCAGAUUCCCCCUCCAGUACAAAGCCCACUGCUACCACCACAAAGACCACCACCACCACCACACACUGGUCCAGACGCACCUGGAGCCCGACCACCUCUACACCCAAAGUUUUCCAACAGACGGCUGAGCCCCAGAAGGUGACAGCCCUCAUACCACCAGUGGAUCAAGGUCUGGUGGAUGUUGAGUUUAGUCUCACCCAGCUGCCCACCCUGCUUAUCUUGCCCAAUGAGAGGGCAGCUGUAGGCGGUACAGGGAAAGCUUCAGGUAAUGUUAAAGCCACUCUCAUCAGCCUAACCGCCCUCUUCUUGCUACGCGACACCAGAAGAGAAGAAGAACAGAAACAAGGUCCGGGAUCGACCCCAGAACCUGUGCGAUGCACCAGCAAGAGGAUUGAACGGGACCUGAGGAGUUUGUCCUCAUAUGCCUGUGUGAACGACCCCUGUCUCAAUGGAGGCACCUGUACUGACGCAGGCGGGCAGAUUAAAUGCCUCUGUUUGCCAACGUAUGGAGGAGAAUUCUGUCAGAUGGACCUGGAGCGAUGUGAACCAGGCUGGGACAAGUUUCAUGGCUUCUGCUACCGACACUUCAGCCAGCGUCUGAGCUGGGAGGUCGCAGAGCAGCACUGUCGCAUGCAGGGAGCUCACCUGGUAUCCAUCAUGACCCCUGAGGAGCAAGGUUACAUCAACAGUAACUAUAAAGAAUACCAGUGGACUGGUCUGAAUGAUAAAACCAUCGAGGAUGAUUUCCGCUGGUCUGAUGGCAACCCGCUGCUGUAUGAGAACUGGUACCGAGGGCAGCCAGACAGCUACUUCCUGUCUGGAGAAGACUGUGUGGUGAUGGUGUGGCAUGAUGACGGGCGCUGGAGUGACGUGCCCUGCAACUAUCACCUGUCCUACACCUGCAAGAAAGGCACAUCCUCCUGUGGUCCACCGCCCAAGGUUCGAAAUGCCUUCAUAUUUGGAAAGAGUCGACAGAGAUACGAGACCAAUGCAGUUGUGCGUUAUCACUGCGCCCAAGGUUUCCACCAGAAACUAAACCCUCUGAUCAAGUGUCUGCCUGGAGGCAGUUGGGAGAGGCCCCAGAUCCUUUGCAUUCCUGAGUCUGGAGCCCCCACUCAGCACCCCGAUGUGACGUCACCGACCAACAACAACUCUGCCGCGUCCGAAGAUGAACUUGAAGUCACUAAAGAGUCACCACAGUACUGGGACAUCAAGUUUUAAAACUCACCAAGGCUUUUCUUGUUUACCUUUCUAAAACUCUGCUGUUUUAACUAUCAGAAGGUGAAAAAAAAAAAAAUCGAAUGCUUUUUACCAAUGAACGCUCAACAAGAAACAACAAACAAAAUGAACCACAAAAGCAUUAAGACACAAACUGAAGCUUCCUCUCAGCGCACAGAAAGACAUUCCUAUUUCUAAAUGUCAUUCAGAAUAUUUCCUACUGUAUUUUGUCAAAGAGAUUUUAAUACAUUCAUACAAUGACUGGAGAGAAAGACAUACAGUCAAUGUCUAAAUUACCAUGCCAGCUCCAAAUAUACAGUAAGAAUUGUUCUUUCAUAUCAGCUUUUUGUUUGUGGUUUUUGUUGAAUCAAGAACCUUUUACAAAAUGGUGCUAAAGUCUUUAAGACCUUUGUAAAGAAUCCAACAGAUAAUUUUGUUUUCAGUGUGGUGUAGGAGUAGGGACAAGUUCCUGCUUUUUUUAAAAAAAGAAUCCAAACAACUCCAAAGCACAAAGUCACAAACUUAAAAGAAACAAAUGCUGUACAUAUAUUAGUUUUCACACCUGUGAUUGCUGUCCGCAUUUUUCUGAGAGAAACCUUUAAAUUUCCAGCAGACACAGUUUUGUUCGUCAGCUUUAUGUUGUAAUAAAGUUUUGUAGA